This is a messenger RNA of Sclerotinia trifoliorum, 2119 nucleotides long. The record is from the annotation of a GenBank genome assembly. Lineage: Eukaryota; Fungi; Ascomycota; Leotiomycetes; Helotiales; Sclerotiniaceae.
ACCCAGCAAAGCGGAGCAGAUCCCAUCCUCCCCGCUCAUACCUCCCGCUAAUUGACGACUCAAGGGUCAAUAGUGGGACGGGACAUGUUGUCCAUACAUGUCAAAAACAUGUGCAGUACAACAGAUGUACACGCCCUUUAAAGACAUCGUGACGAGCCGACAAUCUUUCAUUAUCGAAAGAAGAAAUUUGAGGCAAUUUUGGUUUUCUAUAAAACUUCACAUCUUGCCACUCCCUCCUUUACGUACACUUUUGCCCACAUAUUAAAAAAAAAUGGAUUCACAACAGUUUAAAGUGGCGGCGACAUCAGCCAUUGAUGAGAGUGAGUGAUGGUUCUUCAGGCUUGAGUACCAUAUUCUAACGGUCCUACCUAGUAAUUCAAUACUAUGAUAAUAUCCACGAACGGAGGGUACUCUCUACGGUUGAGCCUGGUUAUCUGAAAAAACUUCUUCCCGAUGGACCACCUCAAGAAGGUGAGUCAUGGGCAGAUAUCCAGAAAGAUAUCGAGUCCAAAAUUAUGCCUGGCUUGACACAUUGGUAAGUUAUGCUUUUGCCUUCGAAUCCUUAUCUGGGUACUGAUAUCGUCAGGCAAUCACCAAAUUUCAUGGCUUUCUUCCCGGCUUCGUCGACCUAUCCUGCAAUGCUCGCCGAGCUAUACUCAGCAGCCUUCACUGCCCCCGCUUUCAACUGGAUCUGUUCUCCUUCGGUAACAGAAUUGGAGACAGUUGUAAUGGAUUGGUUAGCCAAGCUCUUCAAUCUACCUGAAUGUUAUAUGUCUUCGACUUAUGGAGGUGGCGUUAUUCAAGGAUCAGCUUCUGAAGCGAUUGUCACCGUCAUGGUCGCAGCUCGAGACAAAUAUCUUCGUGAAACAACUGCAGGUCUAUCCGGCCUUGAACUUGAGGAUGCUAUUGCACACAAGAGGAGUAAGCUGGUUGUAUUGGGCAGUGAAAUGGUACACAGCUCUACCCAAAAAGCAACGCAGAUAGCUGGUGUUAGAUUCCGAUCUGUUCCAGCACUCGCUUCCAAUGAUUUUGGGAUGACUGGUGAAGAUCUUGAGAAAGUAUUGGAAGAAUGCAGAUCUCAAGGGUUGGAGCCAUUCUUUCUUACUGCAGCAUUGGGAACAACCUCCACCUGCGCUGUUGAUGACUUCGAAUCCAUCGCUUCAGUCCUAUCAAAAUUCGCACCUCCAGAUGUCCCUGGCGAAGUCUGGGUUCACAUUGAUGCUGCAUACGCUGGUGCAGCUUUAGUUUGUCCUGAGUACCAUCAUUUUACAUCUUCUUUCCAGCAUUUCCAUUCAUUCAAUAUGAAUAUGCACAAAUGGCUCCUCACCAAUUUCGAUGCUUCUUGUCUCUAUGUCAAGAAACGCAAAGAUUUGGUCGAUGCACUAUCAAUAACGCCCAGUUAUCUCCGCAACGAAUUUUCAGAGAGCGGACUCGUUACCGACUAUCGAGACUGGCAAAUUCCUCUCGGAAGAAGAUUCCGAAGUUUAAAAAUCUGGUUUGUCUUACGAACAUAUGGAGUGAAGGGACUCCAAGAACAUAUUCGCAAGCAUGUGAAAUUCGGAGAAUUAUUUGCUGGUUUGCUGAAAACGAGAGGAGAUCUAUUCCACAUAAUUACCGGCCCGAGCUUCGCUCUCACAGUCCUUAAUAUUGUUCCCAAGUCGCAAGGCAUCGAUGCCCAGAAUAGUAUCACGAAAGAAGUAUAUGAGCUCAUCAAUAAACGGGGCGAGAUUUAUUUAACCUCUGCCGUUGUGGCUGGUACAUAUGCGAUUCGCGUUGUGAGUGCGAACGAGAAGGCGGAGGAAAAGUAUAUUCGAAGAGCCUUUGAGAUAUUGGUGGAGACGACUGAAGAGCUUCGAGAUGGAAAGGCUAGGAAGCAAAAUGUCAAUGCUGUUAUGAUGAAUGGGAAAGCGGGAGGUGUUGGUGAGGCUGCUGUUGUUAAUGGUAAUGGACUGCCGAAUUAGAGGCAGAAAACUUGGAAUCAUGGGACUGUAUCUACGCGCGGUAUUGUCGCAUUAGAAGCACAUAAGAUAUUAUAGAUGUAUACAACGCAUGGGAAAAAAUAUAGAAAAUAUUCCGCUCUUCAAAAUUAUCUCUACGAGUCUGGAGGGCUUUCCCGGCG